AUGGCUUCUGCUACUUACGAGACGGCGAAAACGCGUUUCGUCAAGGUGGACGGCCUUACCUUUGCCUAUCGACAGCUCGGUGUGUCGCACGGCAUCCCGCUCGUCAUGUUUCCGGGCUUCAAACAGACCAUGGAUCACUGGGACCCGGCACUGGUCAAUCCUCUUGCGGCCCAGCGUCCAGUGCUGCUCAUUGACAACGCCGGCGUUGGUCGAUCCGAGGGCCAAGUUCCCGAUACUUUUGCCGGCUGGGCAGCGCACUACAGCGCCGUCAUCAGGCACCUCCUGGGCCAGGGCAGCAAGGUGGACGUGUUGGGCUAUUCCAUGGGCGGCUGCGUUGCGCAGCUCAUGGCCCUCGACGCGCCGGAGCAGGUCCGACGGUUGGUGCUCUGCGGGACGAUUCCCAGCGCCGGAGACGGCGUUAAACCCUCGCCCGACGGCAAAGCCUUCAAACGUAUCAAGGCGGCCAGGACUGACGACGAGGAGCGGCAAGCUUUCGAGCAUGGCUUCUUCCUGCAGAGCUCCGAACGCAGUCGAGAAGCGGGCAGGCUGGCAUGGGAGCGCAUCGCCGGCAGCAGAAGAGAUUCUGGCGAAGAGAGAUGCGAACCGGUACCCCCGGGGCCAGCUCAUAAGCAGGCGCUUGCCUUUGUCAGGUUCAUGGACAAGAAGCACGCUUCCGAGGGGAGUUAUGACCGGUUCCAACAGCUGCGUCUGCCGGUGUUAAUUGCCAAUGGCUGCGAAGAUUUAUUACUGCCAACUGACAACAGCAUCCUGAUGUGGAAGAUGCUUAGCUUCGCGGAUGCACGACUGCAUCUGUUUCCGGAUUCGGGACAUGGGUUUCUGUUCCAGUACGCCGACGAGUUCUCGAGGCUGGUCAAUGAUUUUCUUGGCAGCAGCAGCAGCAGCGGCAGCGGCUCGAAUCGCGGCAGCCGGCUUUGA
Messenger RNA from Trichoderma reesei QM6a, 936 nucleotides. RefSeq lists its product as uncharacterized. Bases 1 to 936 code for a protein of 311 amino acids. Lineage: Eukaryota; Fungi; Ascomycota; Sordariomycetes; Hypocreales; Hypocreaceae. The record is from RefSeq and is a predicted model, not a curated record. The transcript is spliced from 3 exons.